CACUGCCAUCUCUCCUGGUACCAUUGACCUUACAGUAUACCUAUAUCAUUGUCAAUCACGCUGCGCACCUUUCCGUACUCAGCAAAACCGACCUUGUGAUGGCUUCCGGUCGAUAGUUGAUAGCCGUCGUACCCUUUGUCAUAACAACCACGUCCCCUGGCUUCCAACGCAAUGGCAACGACGCGCCCCUCGUCAGGUGCCCGACGUAACCUCCUCUACCUCUCGCCGCUGCUCCUGGCCUCCUACGUGUCCGCUCAUGGCGGCCACACCGAUAAAAUCCCAGAAGGGGAGGCGAUCUCUCCAGAUCCUCUCGAUUCGCGGCUAUGGGUCCACAUCCUGCUCAUGAUAUUGUCGUUUGGCUUGAUCUUCCCUUACGGUAUGGUACUGGGCAUUAUCAGGAGCAGAUGGCAUGUUCCUGUACAAAUCGUCGGGACCGUUAUUGCUACAGUGGCAUACUUUCUUGGUCAUAUGCAUAAGGGACGGCAGUUCGCGCAUCCAAAUAUCCACGCCAGUUUCGCAAACAGUCUGGUCUUCAUGUUGAUCGUUCAAGUCGGACUCGGAGUCGGGCUUAAACUACACCUUGAGGACAAGAGUGGAUGGAUAGGAAGAGUGUUCGGAAGCAAAACAGGAAGAGGCGGCAGACGGAUCGUGGUGAUUGCCCAUGGUUUGCUGGGCAAGGCUAUGCCCGUGGUCUCUUGGACACAGAUGCUGUUUGGCGGUAUUGUGGCUAUGGGUUAUUGUCGAGGUGACCAUCUCGGGCAAUGUUUGGCCCACUUCAUUAUGGGAUCUGCCUUCAUCGCUUAUGGCAUAAUAAUGACCCUACUCCUACUCGUGGGUCAAGCAUGGCUAAGAAAGACCGGUCGGAGCCAAGAAUUCUUCGACAGUAUCAUCAUCGCUGCAUGGGGUUGUGUCAACACUUUCACCGAACAUCGUUGGGGCCACCCGUGGGUGAAGAAUGAUCUGCAACAUACAAGCAUGGGCAUUGUCUGGUGGUGUGCUGGUCUUUUGGGUGUCUGGCUUUCCCGAUCAAGAACAGGACGACCGAAACGCAACCUCCUGCCAGGAAUUGUCAUCCUGCUGACCGGCUGGGCAAUGAGUGCACAUCCGCAAGAUCUGCCUCUAAGUACUAUGGUGCACUCCGUGUUUGGAUACACGCUCAUGGCGGCCGGAGCGACCAGGAUCAUCGAGAUAUCUUUCCUGCUCAGGGAUAGCAGAGGAGGUGGCGAGGCUAACAGCUGGCAGCAUCUUCCUCCCUUCCUUCUCUACGCAUCCGGCUUCCUCUUUAUGGGUGCCACUGAAGAGCAGAUGAAACUGCUGUCGGAAGCUGAUGUCACUCAUGUUACCUAUAUUCUCAUCCUUUAUUCAGUUGCGUUCAUGCUCUACCUCUUUGUCAACAUCCUGCUCUAUGUCUACGCAGCACACGCCUGGCCAGAAGACGAGAGUAAUGGUACUCGCGGUAACCACCAGCGAGGCCGAAGCACGCUAAGCGCCAGCCAUUCGAGGAAGGCCUCAACAUUGAAUUUGAAUGGCAAUGGAGUCAUUCCUCGGCCAGCAAACGGAUCUGUGAGGCUACCUAACCACCGCAACACGAACAGCCAACAAGUUAGAGAUGCUGAGGAGUUUGAGCUCGAGGGACUGAUCAGCGAAGGAGAGGAAGGGGACAGUCCACGGAUAGCAAAGAAAGAAGCGGCGGUGUGAGCUGCUGUGUAUGUUGCUUUUGGAGUAUAUCUUGCGGCAUGACAGGGGUGAAAUGAGGUCUACGUCGACAUGACUGCAUCUGACGGU
This is a messenger RNA of Exophiala viscosa, 1785 nucleotides long. RefSeq lists its product as uncharacterized. Lineage: Eukaryota; Fungi; Ascomycota; Eurotiomycetes; Chaetothyriales; Herpotrichiellaceae. The transcript has 2 exons. Bases 172 to 1698 code for a protein of 508 amino acids. The record is from RefSeq and is a predicted model, not a curated record.